This is a messenger RNA of Lottia gigantea (owl limpet), 984 nucleotides long. RefSeq lists its product as hypothetical. Bases 1 to 984 code for a protein of 327 amino acids. The transcript is spliced from 2 exons. NCBI's taxonomy places the organism in Eukaryota, Metazoa, Mollusca, Gastropoda, Lottiidae. The record is from RefSeq and is a predicted model, not a curated record.
AUGGCUGCCCGAAAACAUGAGCUGGUUUUAGUGCUAACAUCCGUGUUAUGUUUUGUGUCAUCAAUUGUUGGAGAUCCAAAUGUGCCCAGUGACUCACAAGAUAAUAGUGCUUUAACUCAAGACGAUUUUGCAAAGCGUGGCAUGGAUAAAUUUGGAUUUGCAGGAGGUGUGGGGAAACGUGGAUUGGACAAAUUCGGAUUCACUGGACAGCUAGGCAAACGGGAUAUGGAUUCUUUCGGUUUUGCAGGUCAAUUAGGAAAACGAGGACUUGAUCAAUACGGAUUUACUGGCCAAUUGGGAAAACGAGGAUUGGACCAAUAUGGCUUUACCGGUCAAUUGGGAAAACGAGGAUUAGACCAAUAUGGCUUUACCGGUCAAUUGGGAAAGCGAGGAUUGGACCAAUAUGGCUUUACCGGUCAAUUGGGAAAACGAGGAUUGGACCAAUAUGGCUUUACCGGUCAAUUGGGAAAACGAGGAUUGGACCAAUAUGGCUUUACCGGCCAAUUGGGAAAACGAGGACUUGAUCAAUAUGGUUUUGCUGGACAGUUAGGCAAACGAGGUUUGGACCAAUAUGGCUUUACCGGCCAAUUGGGAAAACGAGGACUUGAUCAAUAUGGUUUUGCUGGACAGUUAGGCAAACGAGGUUUGGACCACUAUGGUUUUGCUGGACAAUUAGGUAAACGAGGAUUGGACCAAUACGGUUUUGCUGGACAGUUAGGCAAACGAGGAUUUGACCAAUUUGGUUUUGCUGGACAAUUAGGCAAAAGAGGAUUAGAUCACUAUGGUUUCGCCGGACAAUUAGGAAAACGUGGACUUGACCAGCUUGGAUUUACAGGGCAGCUCGGUAAAAGACAAAUGGAUAUUUUUGGGUAUAGAGGACAAUUGGGAAAACGUCAAAGCAUCGAUAAAUACUCAUUUUUAGGAGCUGGAAUAGGAAAACGAUCAGUGAAAAAUACGGCUGGUAUUAAGAAAGACGAUGCCUAA